AUGGCGUUGCUUCCUAUUCGUUUUCAUGAACAUCUUCAGCUCACCAAUGUCGGUAUUCGUCCGCAAAACAUUUGCUUUGCAAAUGUUACUAUGGAAUCGGAUAAGUUCAUCGUUGUCCGCGAGAUGAUCGGAGACUCUCAGCAAGUGGUUAUUAUCGAUCUCGCAGAUCCGGCGAAUCCGCAAAGACGACCAAUCUCCGCCGAUUCAGUUAUUAUGCAUCCCACUGCGAAAAUCAUCGCUCUCAAAUCGGGUAAAACACUUCAAAUCUUCAACAUCGAGCUGAAAGCGAAAGUGAAAGCUCAUCAGAAUGCUGAAGAUAUCAUAUUCUGGAAAUGGAUCAACGAAAAGACGAUUGCUUUGGUUAGCGAAACCGCUGUGUACCAUUGGUCUAUCGAAGGAGAAGCUGCACCGACGAAAAUGUUCGAUCGACAUCAGUCCCUUGCCGGUAGUCAAAUAAUCAACUAUCGCGCAGAUGCAGAUUGUAAAUGGCUCGUAUUGGUAGGAAUUGCGGCCAAGGAGAACCGAGUUGUGGGCAGCAUGCAGUUGUACAGUACCGAACGAAAGGUUUCCCAGCCCAUUGAAGGACAUGCGGCAGCGUUCGUUCGCUUCAAGAUGGACGGCAAUCCACAUCCAUCCAACCUGUUCUGUUUCUCUGUUAAGAAUGAAGCUGGUGGCAAGCUUCAUGUCAUCGAAGUGGGAUCGCCUCCAGCAGGUAACCAACCAUUCCCCAAGAAAGCCGUCGAUGUUCCAUACACUGCUGAGACUGCUAACGAUUUCCCAGUGUCCAUGCAGGCGUCAUCAAAGCACGGCAUCAUCUACUUGGUAACGAAACAUGGCCUCGUUCAUCUGUAUGACAUGGAAUCGGGUUCACGUAUUUAUUCAAAUCGCAUUUCUACUGAUACUGUUUUUGUCACUUGCGAAUACAUCGCUACUGGUGGCAUUAUGGGCAUUAAUAGAAAGGGACAAGUGCUUUCCGUCUCAAUUGACGAAAAUAACAUGAUCCCAUUCGUAACACAACAGCUACAGAAUCCCGAUUUGGCUCUGAGACUUGCAGUGCGGUGUGACUUGCCAGGUGCUGAGGAGCUAUUUGUACGUAAAUUCAAUCUUCUAUUCGGAAAUGGUCAAUAUGGAGAAGCCGCUAAGGUUGCUGCUACUGCUCCACAGGGUAUUCUGCGAACGCCACAAACCAUCCAAAAAUUCCAACAGUGCCCGGCAAAUCCUGGUGGUGGUGCUUCGCCUUUACUACAGUACUUCGGUAUUCUUCUCGACCAAGGAAAACUGAACAAAUACGAAACGCUCGAAUUGUGUCGACCUGUUUUGGCUCAAGGUCGAAAAGAGUUGUUGAGCAAAUGGCUAAACGAUCAAAAACUAGAGUGCUGUGAAGAAUUGGGAGAUCUUGUUCGUCCUUACGACCCAACUGUUGCCUUGUCGAUCUACCUCCGAGGAAAUGUUCCACAUAAGGUGGUACAAUGCUUCGCUGAAACUGGCCAAUUCGAUAAAAUUAUCCUUUACGCUAAACGCGUUGGAUUUGAACCGGACUAUCUUUUCCAACUGAGACAGAUUCUUCGUUCCGGAAAUCAAGAGGCUGGUGCAAAAUUCGCUCAAAUGUUAGUUGCCGAAAGUGAAAAUGGCGAGCCAUUGGCCGACUUAAAUCAAAUUAUCGAUUGCUUCAUGGAGGUACAAGCAGUGCAACCAUGUACGUCAUUCCUUCUCGAAGUGCUGAAAGGAGACAAGCCGGAAGAAGGUCACCUACAGACGCGCUUGCUUGAAAUGAAUCUUUUGGCUGCUCCACAGGUUGCUGACGCUAUUCUCGGCAACAAAAUGUUCAGUCACUACGAUCGACCACAAAUCGGACAGCUUUGUGAAAAAGCGGGCCUACUACAACGUGCUCUUGAACACUUUACUGAUCUAUACGAUAUCAAGCGUACUGUUGUGCAUACUACUCACUUCAAACCCGACUGGCUGGUCAACUACUUUGGUUCGUUGUCCGUCGAUGACUCGCUUGAAUGCCUCAAGGCCAUGCUCACUCAGAACAUUCGCCAGAAUCUUCAGGUUGUUGUGCAAAUUGCAUCAAAAUACCAUGAACAACUAGGAACUGACAAGCUAAUCGAUAUGUUUGAAACCCACAAGAGUUACGAAGGAUUGUUCUAUUUCCUCGGAUCGAUCGUCAACUUCAGUCAGGAUCCAGAAGUUCACUUCAAGUACAUUCAAGCAGCCACUCGAACCGGACAGAUCAAAGAGGUGGAACGCAUUUGCCGCGAGUCGAAUUGCUACGAUGCGGAACGUGUUAAAAACUUCCUCAAGGAGGCAAAGCUUGCAGAUCAGUUACCUCUGAUCAUCGUCUGCGAUCGACAUGACAUGGUUCAUGAUCUUGUACUGUACUUGUACAGAAAUCAGCUCCAAAAAUACAUCGAAGUAUUUGUACAGAAGGUUAAUGCUGCACGUCUACCUAUUGUAGUGGGAGGUUUGCUUGAUGUUGACUGUUCCGAGGAUGCGAUCAAGCAAUUGAUCCUUAACACUCGUGGAAAAUUCGACAUCGAUGAGUUGGUCGCAGAGGUGGAGAAGAGAAAUAGACUGAAGCUGUUGUCACACUGGCUUGAGACUCGUGUGCAGGAAGGAGCUACCGAUGCAGCAACUCACAAUGCUAUGGCAAAGAUCUACAUAGAUGCUAACAAUAACCCGGACAGGUUCCUAAGGGAAAACCCGUAUUACGAUAGUCGAGUGGUUGGGAAGUACUGUGAAAAACGUGACCCUCAUUUCGCCUUCCUUGCUUACGAACGUGGCCAGUGCGAUGCAGAACUGAUUGCUGUCUGCAACGAGAAUUCACUGUUCAAAAACCUUGCUCGGUAUCUUGUGCGAAGACGUGAUUACGGGCUUUGGGAGCAAGUUCUAAAUGAGGAAAACCAGUACAGAAGGCAGUUGAUAGAUCAAGUAGUACAAACUGCUCUGUCUGAAACCCAAGAUCCUGAAGACAUAUCAGCCACAGUGAAGGCGUUUAUGGCAGCUGACCUGCCAAAUGAGCUUAUUGAACUGCUUGAAAAGAUAGUGCUUGACAACUCCGCGUUCUCGGAACACCGUAACCUACAGAACCUGUUGAUUUUGACUGCAAUGAGGGCUGAUCGUUCACGUGUCAUGGAAUACAUCCAAAAACUGGAUAACUAUGAUGCACCCGACAUUGCGAACAUUGCUAUUUCUAGCGAAUUAUACGAAGAAGCAUUCGCAAUUUUCAAGAAGUUCGAUGUGAACAAUAGCGCCAUUAAUGUGCUCAUUGAUAACAUUGCAAAUUUGGAUCGAGCUUAUGAGUUCGCUGAAAAAUGCAACCAGUCGGAUGUGUGGGCAAGCUUGGCCAAAGCUCAGCUGAGGCAAGACAUGGUCAAGGAAGCUGUGGACUCGUUCAUAAGAGCAGAUGAUCCAGGAGCCUACAUGGAAGUUGUGAGCAAGUGCUCUCAAACUGAACACUGGGAGGAUCUGGUGCGCUUCUUGCAAAUGGCUCGGAAGAAGUCCCGAGAGUCAUACAUCGAGACUGAACUUGUCUACGCGCUAGCCAAAACCGGCCGCCUUUCCGAGCUUGAAGAUUUCAUCUCAGGACCAAAUCAUGCUCAAAUUGGACAGAUUGGUGACCGUUGUUUCGAUAAUGGGAUGUUUGAAGCGGCAAAGAUUCUGUUCAACAACAUUUCGAAUUUCGCGAAAUUGUCGGUGACAUUAGUUCGACUUGGAGAGUACCAAGGUGCCGUGGAUGCUGCAAGGAAAGCAAACAGCACCAAGACAUGGAAACAGGUCUGCUUUGCCUGCGUGGAAAAUGGCGAGUUCCGUUUGGCCCAGAUGUGUGGUUUGCAUAUCGUGGUUCACGCCGAUGAACUUGAGGAGCUCAACAACUUCUACCAAGAUCGCGGCCAUUUCGAAGAGCUCAUUGGUCUUCUCGAGGCUGCUCUUGGAUUGGAACGUGCUCACAUGGGAAUGUUCACCGAGCUAGCAAUUCUUUACAGUAAAUAUAAGCCAGAAAAGAUGCGUGAACAUCUUGAGCUGUUCUGGAGUCGCGUCAACAUCCCGAAAGUUCUGCGAGCGGCUGAACAAGCACAUUUGUGGGCUGAGUUGGUGUUUCUGUACGAUAAGUACGAAGAGUACGACAAUGCUGCGUUGACGAUGAUGCAACAUCCAACGGAAUCGUGGCGAGAGCAACAUUUCAAAGAAGUUAUUGCGAAAGUUGCGAACGUCGAACUGUACUAUAAGGCGAUGCAGUUCUAUUUGGACUACAAGCCACUGCUCAUCAAUGACCUUUUGGCAGUUCUUUCUCCACGACUUGACCAUUCACGAACAGUGCAAUUCUUCUCGAAACUGAAGCAUAUCCCGUUGAUCAAACCGUACCUAAAACAGGUGCAAAACCUUAACAAUAAGGCGAUCAAUGAAGCACUCAAUCAGCUCCUCAUCGAUGAGGAGGAUCACGCUGGUUUGCGGUCUUCGAUCGAUUCGCAUGAUAACUUCGAUAACAUUUCAUUGGCUCAACAAUUGGAGAAUCAUCCACUGGUCGAGUUCCGACGAAUUUCCGCCUAUCUGUUCAAGGGUAAUAAUCGAUGGAAGCAGUCCAUUGAGUUGUGCAAGAAAGAUAAGCUCUACAAGGAUGCUAUGGAAUAUGCUGCUGAAUCGAGGAGUAGUGAGUUGGCGGAAGAAUUAAUUGCAUUCUUUUUGGAAGAACGGCUUUACGAGUGCUUCGCUGCCGCACUUUACCACUGCUACGACCUUCUCCACCCUCAUGUGAUCCUUGAAUUGGCGUGGAAAAACAAAAUCACCGACUACGCCAUGCCCUACAUGGUUCAAGUGUUCCGGGACUUCCAGAUUCGCCUGGAGCGCCUAGAACGAGCUGACGCGGAGAGGAAGGACGAACAACGUGAACAACAACAACAAAAUGGGAUGACGAUGGAGCCGCAGUUGAUGCUUACGUAUGGCGGCGCACCGAUGCCACCGAUAGGUUAUGGCCCACCGCCGAACCCAUACGUGCAGCCCCAGUACGUUCCACAGCCGCCGCAUCCUGGACCCCCUGGGCAUUUCAUGUAG
Molecule: messenger RNA, 5052 nt
Organism: Necator americanus (New World hookworm)
Lineage: Eukaryota; Metazoa; Nematoda; Chromadorea; Rhabditida; Ancylostomatidae
Exons: 37
Coding region: 1-5052 (1683 amino acids)
Biological process (GO): intracellular protein transport; receptor-mediated endocytosis
Cellular component (GO): cell cortex; clathrin coat of trans-Golgi network vesicle; clathrin coat of coated pit
Molecular function (GO): clathrin light chain binding; structural molecule activity
Source: RefSeq, a predicted model, not a curated record